AUGGUGGAAGUGGAGGUGUCGGCGUUGAAUCAGGCGGUGCUGUCCUUGACAUGCUCCUUCUUCGUCCUUUCCUUCAUCAGUCUCUUCAUGAUGAGCUAUGUUCAGAAGGGCAAUCCCAUCACCACCAACUUUAACAAGAUUGCGCUUCUGGUCACAGCCACUGCUGGCACCGUCUACUUCUGCAUGGCCAUGGGCUUUGGCAUCACCAAGGAUGCCGCUGGCCACGUGUAUUGGAUUCGCUAUGUGGAUUGGAUGUUCACCACACCCUUGAUGCUCAUCGAGCUCGGGAUUUUGGCUGGCGCGCAGCCGACGCAAACAAUUACUUUAAUUGUCCUUGACGAACUCAUGUUGGCCUUCGGAGUUGGUUCCUCAUUUUCCGUGGAAGGCAGAUGGCCCUUCUUCAUGGUUGGUCUCUUGUUGUACUCUGCGGUAUUCUUCAAACUCUUCACCUCGCUUCAAAACCAAGCGAUGUCACAAGGAGGAGACCGAAAGGUCUUGUACACCUUUGUCGCCAACCGCACGGCAGAGAUUUGGUGCAUGUAUCCGGUGAUGUUUGCCUUGUGCGAGUGCACCAAAACCUUUCCUGAGGAGAUCGAAGUGGCUGGCUAUGCCAUUGCAGAUACCUUUGCGAAGUGUGGCAUUCCCAUGAUGGUGUGGGUGUCCAGCCUGGGAGGUGCCAAGGAACCGCGAGUUGAGCCAAUCUUGGAGGAGGAAGCAGCAACUCCCUGA
Molecule: messenger RNA, 729 nt
Organism: Cladocopium goreaui
Lineage: Eukaryota; Dinophyceae; Suessiales; Symbiodiniaceae
Source: the annotation of a GenBank genome assembly